Molecule: messenger RNA, 1950 nt
Organism: Pundamilia nyererei
Lineage: Eukaryota; Metazoa; Chordata; Actinopteri; Cichliformes; Cichlidae
Gene: cant1a
Product: calcium activated nucleotidase 1a
Exons: 4
Coding region: 214-1434 (406 amino acids)
Biological process (GO): proteoglycan biosynthetic process
Molecular function (GO): UDP phosphatase activity; calcium ion binding; GDP phosphatase activity
Source: RefSeq, a predicted model, not a curated record
CCCCCUCCCUCUGCAUCGACUACACGUAAGCACGACAUGGUGCUGUCGUCAUCAAACUGACAUAGGAAGUAAUGAUCGGCUGUCCGGACAACGCAAAAAGAGGAAAAGGGGCCGAGGAAGGAAGCGACACAAUAAUGACAUCCAAGCUCCGACCACCGGCGGACUGAGAGCUGAAGAUCCCACAUCUGCGGUCACUCCAAGCCUGGUUCCCCCAUGCCUGCUUCUCCAGGCUAUACUCGACUUGAGCAUAAUGAGCCUAUGAACCCGCUGCGUAUCUCCGUAGGAGGCCUCCCCAUGUUGGCUUCCAUGGCCAAUGCCACCGACCCCCGGUUCCGCCUUAAGUGGAGGCCCAUCGUGGCAGUAGCUGGCUCUGUGGCCUUAAUCCUGCUGCUUUUCAUGCACUUCAGCUCGGGUUUACGGUACCGCUCCUACGGCUCACGCAGCUGGAGAGUCAACCCGAGCGACGGCCACCAGUCGGAUUUGCAGUACAAUGACACCUACCCGCUCAGUCCACCCGAGCGCACGUCGAAGGGCACCCGCUAUCGCAUCGGCGUCAUCGCUGACCUGGACACCAGCUCUCUCAGCGACAAGAAGAUGACGUGGAUCAGCUACAUGCGGCGGGGGUACCUGCUGGUGUCAGAGAGCGGUGACAAGGUGGCCGUUGAAUGGGAUGUUGACAGGGUGGUGCUGGAAAGCCACCUGUCGGAGAAAGGCAGGGGCAUGGAGCUGUCUGAGCUGGUGGUGUUCAAUGGGAAGCUUUACAGUGUCGAUGACAGAACGGGUGUAGUCUACCAUAUAGAUGGAGAAAAGGCUGUACCCUGGGUCAUCUUACCCGAUGGCGAUGGCAGCGUUGCAAAAGGAUUCAAAGCCGAAUGGCUGGCAGUGAAGGACGAGCACCUAUAUGUUGGUGGUCUCGGGAAAGAGUGGACCACCACUGAAGGCGAAUUUGUCAACAACAAUCCAGAAUGGGUGAAAGUCGUGGGCUUCAGAGGCGACGUACAGCACAAGAACUGGGUUCCCAAGUACAAAUCCCUGAAAUCCGCCGCAGGGAUAGAGCAACCAGGCUAUUUGAUUCACGAGUCUGCAGCAUGGAGCGACACCCUACAGCGCUGGUUUUUCCUUCCUCGCCGCGCGAGCAGCGAGCGCUACGAAGAGACGGCGGACGAGAGACGCGGCACGAACCUCGUCCUUAGCUGCUCGCCAGAUUUCAACGACAUCAAAGUCAGCCGAGUGGGUGUACUUAAUCCUACCCACGGUUUCUCCUCCUUCAAGUUUGUCCCCAACACUGAUGACCAGAUCAUCCUGGCGCUCAAGUCUGAAGAGGACGCUGGGAAGAUUGCCACGUACAUUAUGGCCUUCACACUUGAUGGGCGCAUCCUUUUGCCUGAAACUAAGAUCGGGGAUGUAAAAUAUGAGGGCUUGGAGUUUAUAUAGAGGGCUCACACACAGAGACACUCACACUUGAGGCCACUUCACUGUGGUUCUAGUUUGUUUACAGUCACUGUUGAACUUUUUGCACUCGCUGCUUCCUCAUUGAGUCUAAAACACAUAACUCCAACCGUUGAAGCGACAUCGUCAAUACAAAUAAAAGAACUAAUGGCUGAAAGAGUAAAGUUUCAAGAAUGUGCGGAUCGGGUUGUGGUGGACUGCGUUCUUCCUAGGCCAAAUGUGGGCUUAAAAAGUACUGUAGCCUUUCUUAUAAUGAAUGUACAAAAGCUAAUUUAUCAGACUGUGAUUUGCUUUGGUUUUUUUCCCCUGAAAAAUUCAUCUUUAUGCACACACUAUACACACUCAGAAGGUCUAAGGUUUUUUCCCCUUUGCUCCAUAUUCCACAGUAUCACUCUGUCCACACGAGUAUUGUCAGUGGGAUAGCAAAAGCCUUGUUUUUAAUCCUGUAUAUUGUUUGAAGACUGUUUUGGUGAUUUUAUCCUAUGUAGUUUUGUUUGGUUU